UAUGUCCUAACGUGUCCGCUUCUUUCCCCACCCGUCCCCCACCUCCCUCGCCUCGGAUCUUUUUCCCCAUCCCUCGGGCGCGCGCAUUAUAUCGCCGUGCUAGAAGCCACCCACGAACUGGUGCUGCUCCAUUACGUACGGAUUGAUUGAACCACCGCGCGGGGUUCUUGAGCGCGUGCGUAGCUCGACCGAGAUCGGCUGCAUGGCGUCCUCCAGCGACCUCGAAGCGGUGCCGGUGCAUGUGGAGGUGGAGCAGCCGGCCGAGGCAUGCGACAGUGGAAGCGGCUCGGCAACGACCACGACGGAAGAGAGCGAGGCGGUCGUCCAGGAGCAGCAUGGCACGGCGCCCGAGCCCGAUCACCAUGAUGCGGCGGCGCCAGAGCAGGCCGCGGAGGUGUCGCCAUGGAAGGAGCCCGAGGAGGAGAAGCAGCCAGUGGCCAAGGAGGAAAGGGAGCUGAAGGCGCCUGGGGAUGAUCAUCAGGAGAGCACGCGGGAGAGGCUGAAGCGGCACAGGCAGGAGAUGGCCGGCAGGGUGUGGGUGCCGGAGAUGUGGGGGCAGGAGAAGCUCCUCAAGGACUGGGUGGACUGCGCCGUCUUCGACCGCCCGCUCGUGCCGACGGGGCUGCUCACGGCGCGCCGGGCGCUCAUCGCCGAGUGCUGCACGCGCCGCCCGGACAGAACGUCGACAGCAGCCUCGGCCGGCUCCGGCCCUCUACGGGUGCAGAACGGCUGCAUCUGACUCCUGAGUCCUGAGUAUCACCUCCACUCCAGUCGCCAUUAGCUAGCGGUGGAUCGAUUUGCCUUAUUUUUGCUCAAAUAAGAGAUCCUUCUUGGUUCGGAGUUGUGAAGAUCUAGUGCGUCGUCUUUCGUGUUUUCUGAUCUUGUGAAUUACAUACGACCUUGAUUAGCUUACAAACACUGCUAAUAAUUCUGAGAUAAUGAUCUGUUUGAAUC
Molecule: messenger RNA, 954 nt
Organism: Phragmites australis (common reed)
Lineage: Eukaryota; Viridiplantae; Streptophyta; Magnoliopsida; Poales; Poaceae
Product: protein BIC1-like
Exons: 1
Coding region: 203-739 (178 amino acids)
Biological process (GO): blue light signaling pathway
Source: RefSeq, a predicted model, not a curated record